Carassius auratus (goldfish) is the source of this 1674-nucleotide messenger RNA. Its product is annotated as sialoadhesin-like. NCBI's taxonomy places the organism in Eukaryota, Metazoa, Chordata, Actinopteri, Cypriniformes, Cyprinidae. The record is from RefSeq and is a predicted model, not a curated record. The transcript is spliced from 5 exons. The coding region runs from base 95 to 1147 and encodes 350 amino acids.
AAAAAAACACCAACAAACCCCUUCUAUUUUCUAUGACUCGGAGUCUAUAGAAGUCACACUUCUUAAUAUUUUUUUUUCUCACAUUUUGCAGUAAAUGUUUCAUCCAGUUGACUUAUUUGCAAGUCAGACUGCCGAUAAGGGCCAACCUGGGAACAUGAUGGGACCUCUGCUACUUCAUCUGCUUUUACAAGGUGUUCUACUGUAUGAUGCUGUGGGAUGGGAAGUGAGAAUCCCAAAGGAAAUUCACGGUCUCAGAGGUUCCUGUCUGGUCAUACCAUGUUCUUUCAGCUACACAUCAUACCCACCCAAUGACCCAAGUAGAGUUGUGUGGUAUCAGUGGGUCUCUAAAGGUUAUCCUUUAGUUUACGAUCCUUUGCAUGCAAACAAUGUCAUUGAUAAAUUCAAAGGUAAAACGGAUUUAUAUAGAAAAUCAGGUGAAUGCAGUCUGCUGAUUACCAGACUGGAACAGUCCCACCAUGGAGAGAAAAUAUAUGCAUGGAUUGACCCUGAAAAUGUUGGAUGGCGCACCUACGCAUUUUAUGAUGUCACCUCUACAGUUCUCGUUGAUGCAAGUCCACAGCAGCCUAGCAUCAGUAUUUAUGGAGGUGAGAGAAUGGGUGACGCCAUCACAGUAGGAUGUUCAACUUUCCACACGUGUCCAUACAGCAAACCAGCAAUCACUCUGAAUGGUGUAGAAGGAUCUGAUGAAGAAAAAGAUGAAUCUAUUAAAGAUGGCUUGUUGAAAAGAACUCUGACACGCAGAGGUGUGAUAAGGGCAGAAAGCUUGACUAUUAUGUGUUCAGUAACACAUUAUGGUGGCAUAAAAGCGACAGCUACAGAGGUCAAAAGGUCAAAAUGUUUUCAUAAUAAAAUAACGAUUGAGCCUGAACUGGCAGAUGUCACAGAGGGUGUCGCAAGGAGCUUCACUUGUAACGUCCAUCAUUCCUGCCAGAAAGAAAAUCCAACCAUCAUAUGGAACUAUAAGAACAUGCAGGUCACAACGGGGAACAAAAACAAUCAGACCAGCUAUUCCAGCAUAACCUUUCUGGGUGCAAAAGAAGAUCAUGGGAAGAAAUUGAUUUGCACUGCAAAAUUUUCUGGAGGAGACGUUUCAGCUUCUGUUGUUUUACGUGUACAACGUGAGUAAUUUAGUCUUUGUAAAUCUGUCUUUGUUUUCUAAUUAUUUUGAUUUCUACUUUUAUUUUUUAAAAGAUAUAAAGAACUAAAUGUCACAGUCUUCAGCUGGUGUGGCCUAAAUGGCCACCAGAGGACACUGUCUUUGUGAGAGCACAUUGUUUGUUGUGUGUUUGUUUGUGCCACGUGCUCUUCUGUCUAUUAUCUGACCCUGCCUAUCUUGUUACCUCAUUAUUGUUUCAGUGAUUCCAUCUGUGUCUCUCUCAUUACCCUCCGCGUUAGUCUCCCUAUUUAUUCUCUUUGUGUCUGCUGUCCUGUGCUGGUUUGUUAAUUGUUGACUGAUGUAUGAGUAUUGAUGUUGCUACCUGUUUGGUGCUGCUCUGCCUGAUCCUGCUUUGUUGUGUUGUGCCUUAUUUCUGACCUGCUUACUUAAACUAUAACACAUCUGGUUUAAUGUCACAGACAUUUAAAGGAAACUCUUUCGCCCUCUUGAGUAUUGAUGUGUGUUAACUGUGUUCACAUACUUGUGUAAAGUAUGCU